This is a messenger RNA of Solanum pennellii, 1468 nucleotides long. Its product is annotated as nucleolin. Lineage: Eukaryota; Viridiplantae; Streptophyta; Magnoliopsida; Solanales; Solanaceae. The record is from RefSeq and is a predicted model, not a curated record. Bases 332 to 1285 code for a protein of 317 amino acids. The transcript has 4 exons.
GUAGAGUCUAUAUAUGUUGAGAGCGGAAUUUGGGUCCCUUACACUUCUAGUCAUUCUCUUACGGCCCGUCCGCCGUUUAGUUCAUUUUCCGGCGAAACAAGGAUUAUAAAGUCCAUUGGAGCUUCCGUUCAGGUAGUUGCUGUGGAAAUGAUAUAGUCAAGGAGUUGAAGAGCAAACAAUUAGUACAGAGGAUGUGUUCAAGACCCUUGAAAAGAUAGAACUUUUCCAAGUUCAUUGAGAAUCUCAAAGCUUGAAGUUAUUUCUCCUUUAAAGAAGCUGAUGCGGAGUUAGGGUUGAGUUGUAUGUCUUUUUCUCUGCACAAAUUGGGGAAAUGGCUCGAAGGUUUUCUCGUCUUUGUACGGUUGCCUGCAUGUGUAGAUCAAUUACUGGAGUCAAAUUACAACCACCAAUCUUACCCAUCACAUUCCAGUCUCAUCCACACACUGUACCCCGUGGUUAUCUUUAUCCUAUGCUCCAACUACAAGUGUUGAGAUCAUAUGCACGUAACAGACGUUCCAACUAUGAUCUAUUUGGUGGUGGUAUACCUAAACCAGAUGAGUUUAAGAAAGCAUGGGCAAAACAAAUGGAUGAUGAAGAGAGCCGUCUAUGGACAGCAAGUGAAGAUGAAAGUGACUCCGAUAAAGGUGAUAGUCAUAGCCGUCUCAGAAAAGAGAUUAGGAAAGCCAAACAACGAGCAAAAGCGCAAGAUGGUCCUAUUGAUGCAGAUGAUAGUGACGAACUGAGAAGUAUGUGGUCUGAUAGUGAUGAUGAGAAGACAUUAUGGACUGGUAGUGAAGGAGAUGAUGAUGAUGAUAUUCCGACUGAACCAUACCCAAACAAAAAGAGUGAUAGUUACAUUGAUAAACUGUUUGAGUUUGAGGAAAAACCUAAAUAUAGAACACUCUCUGAAGCCUUGAAAUCUGAGCAGGAACCUGAAGAGUUAUCUCCGGGAAAGCAAGCUAGAAAAAUUGCAGUGGAAAAUGCCCUUAAGAAAUUGAAAAAGGGACCUGAUGGGCGUUACAUCAAUGUUUGGGAGGUUAUGAGUGAUUUGGACAUUCUGAUUGGUGCUUUUGAGAACAUCAUUUCGGGACCAGAAUAUGCUGAACUGAGACAGGGAGGACCUAAGAAAUUGAAUAUGCAGUUCUUCAAAGACAUACAAGCUCGUAUGAGAGAUCCAAACUUUGAGUUCUCUCCUGAAAUAAAACUGAAACCAAAGAGCAAAUUGGUACGUAGAAAGAAAUGGCAGAAAACAGAAUCUAGGCGUAGGAAAGCACGGAAGCGAUAGCUUCAUGGCGACACCUUUCUUUUUUGCAUUUAAACACUGUACCAAUAGAUUUAUUUCUUAGUGGCUGAUUCCAAGUUUCUUUAACUAUUGGAUGAGAGAUAAUUCAUUUCAAGAAGAAGAUGUGGCAGCUGUUGAUGAAAUUGCUUACUGCUUUCCCUAAAUUAUUCAUGAUUGUUUUAGGUA